Gracilinanus agilis (Agile Gracile Mouse Opossum) is the source of this 822-nucleotide messenger RNA. Its product is annotated as H-2 class II histocompatibility antigen, E-S beta chain-like. Lineage: Eukaryota; Metazoa; Chordata; Mammalia; Didelphimorphia; Didelphidae. Gene Ontology annotation, molecular function: MHC class II protein complex binding. Gene Ontology annotation, biological process: peptide antigen assembly with MHC class II protein complex; antigen processing and presentation of exogenous peptide antigen via MHC class II; immunoglobulin production involved in immunoglobulin-mediated immune response. Bases 1 to 822 code for a protein of 273 amino acids. The record is from RefSeq and is a predicted model, not a curated record. The transcript has 5 exons. Gene Ontology annotation, cellular component: MHC class II protein complex; membrane.
AUGUGGACAACUCUGAUUAUAAACCUCCUGCUGCUGCUGACUUCCCUGAUGGCUACAGGCAGACACAGCCCAGAGCAUUUCCUGGAGCAAAUAAAGAAUGAAUGUCAUUUCAUCAAUGGGACUGAGCACGUGAGGUUUAUUGGAAGACUCAUCUACAACCGCCAAGAGAUCCUGUGCUUUGACAGCGACGUAGGGGAGUUUGUGGCCUUGACUGAGCUGGGGCGGCCCAUUGCAGAGCUGAUGAACAGCCUCCUGGAGGCUCUGGAGCAAUCCCGGGCCCAGGUGGUCAGGUGCAGAGACAACUAUGGGCUGUUGGAGCCCCUGUGGACACAAAGAAGAGACGAGCCUGAAGUGACUGUGUAUCCAUCAAAGAUGGCUCCAUUAGGACACCCAAACCAGCUUGUCUGUUUUGUUACUGGUUUCUAUCCCGGUAACAUCAAUGUCAAGUGGUUCUUGAAUGGUCAGGAGGAGACAGCUGGGGUUGUGUCUACAGGCCUGAUUAGUAAUGGAGACUGGACCUUCCAGAUCCUGGUGAUGCUAGAAAUGAUCCCCAAGCACGGACAUGUCUACACCUGCCAAGUAGAGCACUCCAGCCUUCAGAACCCUAUCACUGUGGUCUGGGAAGCACCAUCCAGAUCUGUCCAGAGUAAGAUGCUGACUGGAGUUGGGGGCCUUUUGCUAGGGCUUGUCUUCUUUGGGGUUGGCUUCGCUGUUCACCUUAGGAGUCAGAAAGAUGUAACAGACUUCAGAGUGUUUUGCACUGAGGCCAUCUUCUUCUGCUGCCUCUGCCUGUUGCUACUGCUGCUGCUUCUGGAACUCUGA